Molecule: messenger RNA, 450 nt
Organism: Caenorhabditis briggsae
Lineage: Eukaryota; Metazoa; Nematoda; Chromadorea; Rhabditida; Rhabditidae
Exons: 4
Coding region: 1-450 (149 amino acids)
Source: RefSeq, a predicted model, not a curated record
AUGAGCCUGAGAUUCUUUCUAUUUCUCCUCUUUUCGGUUUCCUCUGUGGAAUCGAAAACCAAUUUCCAUAUCGGUGGAGAAUUGUACUGCGCCUAUGAUAAGGAAUUUCGCUAUCAAGUGAUUCUAUUCGAAUGGGAUCCGUUUGAUGCUCAUGAUCUUCUCGAUACUACAUACGUCCAAAAGUCAUACAAACUGGGAAAAUACGUUGUUGAAGGAGAGGAUUAUGACGACGGACAAUGGCCGUUCAAUAUUCUUACCGAUGAUGGAAAUUUCGAGCUCCUUCUGAGAAUCAUCCACACCUGCAGCCCUCAUGAGGGACAUCCACACCGUACAGUGGACUGGUAUUUGGGAAGUUUUGCAAAUAUUGAUGGGAGAUUCGGAAAUUCUUCGAAUUUUAAGACUUUAAAGCUAAAAUUAAUGUCUGUUUCAAAAAAUGAAUUUCGCUUCUGA